UUUUUUUUCUCUCUCUCUUUUUUUUUUUUUAAUGUCAAACUACUAUUAUGACCAUCAAAACAGCCAUCAGCAUGAUGCUUAUGCAAUGCAAAACUAUCCAUCGUACCAUGCUAAACUAGAACAACCUGAUGGCUACUAUCAAUCACCACAACCAUUAUUGUAUAACGAAUUUAGUAGCUCAGAAAAGUUUUCUAGAGCCAACAACCGACCUCGGUCUUGUUGUGAUAGAAUAUGUUGUGGUUGCUGUACAUGUUGUCCACGUUGGUGUCGUUGGAUAAGUUGUAUUUUGUUACUGCUGAUCAUUGGAUUGGCUAUUGCGAUAGGUGUCUUGGCUGCGUUAUUUAAAGAACCUUCUGUAGAAUUUACGGGAAUUCAGGGCCAACCGGCAUUUGGUCUGGAAGGAACAACGGCUAAUUUAAAUAUCUCGUUGGGUUUCACGGUUAAGAAUCCAAACAUUGAAAGCGUCACAUUCAAGACACUUACAGCUACCGCUAAUUAUCAUGGUGAUACCACACAAUUGGGUACUGGUACACUAAAUGACCUUCAUAUUGGUUCCAAUUCAAUCACCAAUAUUUCAUUCCCUUUUAAUAUUUCCUUGAAUUUAUUAGCCAGCGAAACACAAACAGUGGUCACUAAACUCAUGUCUGAUUGUGGUCUAAGUGGAGGAACAGCCAAAGAUAUUCAGUUGGAUUAUAAAGUUGUGGCUACAGUCAGUAUCAUUGGUAUUCCUAUCAGUAUACCCUUUUCAAGCAGUGCUUCAUUCAAAUGUCCUAUCGAUGUAAGUCCGCAAUAUCUCUUUUGUUCACUAAUUUGUUAUUAGUCGAGCCAAUCAUCCAUAUUAAAUGAUAUUGCAGGUUUAUUGGGCGCAAGUGGCAAUAAUGUAAUGGGUGCUAUUGCAGGUGCAUUGCCCAGUAACAUUGCCAGUUAUAUACCUACGGGUACUUCAAUCCCUACUCAAUAUACCUCACUUAUUCCCACCCAAUAUGCUUCCAUGAUUCCUACCCAAUAUGCUUCAUUAAUUCCUUCUGGACUGUAAAUAAAUAUUAUUCUUUUUUUUCUCUUUUAAAUGACG
Messenger RNA from Gilbertella persicaria, 1072 nucleotides. RefSeq lists its product as uncharacterized. Gene Ontology annotation, cellular component: plasma membrane. The record is from RefSeq and is a predicted model, not a curated record. The coding region runs from base 32 to 820 and encodes 262 amino acids. The transcript has 2 exons. NCBI's taxonomy places the organism in Eukaryota, Fungi, Mucoromycota, Mucoromycetes, Mucorales, Choanephoraceae.